Molecule: messenger RNA, 1400 nt
Organism: Symsagittifera roscoffensis
Lineage: Eukaryota; Metazoa; Xenacoelomorpha; Acoela; Convolutidae
Product: parkin coregulated gene protein homolog
Exons: 6
Coding region: 265-1005 (246 amino acids)
Cellular component (GO): neuron projection; cytosol; vesicle
Molecular function (GO): Hsp90 protein binding; Hsp70 protein binding
Source: RefSeq, a predicted model, not a curated record
UCGUGCGUUUUUUUCUCUUUUUGUUAUUAAACAUUUAUUCAAACAUAAAGCAACCAACGUGAACCACGCUUCUGCGCUGCAACCAUUUACCAUUUUCAUAACUAACGUUCGUACCAUCAAACCAAGUAUAUCCCAAAACAACAGCCAGCGGAUUUCGUAUUUUCCAGCCGUUUCAACCGGAUUUGAGAGCAGAUAGUUACUGAUUCCACGUGUUUCAAGACGUAUCGACCGGCAGCGAAGACAGACAACAAGAAGCUGAGCAAGAUGUUGGAACUGAAGAGUGCGUUGAGGGACUUCGACGAGGAGAAGAAGAAGAUGACUUUUCCCAAGAGGAAGGAGACAGAGAAUGCAUUUGGCAGAGAGGUCAACAACCCCUGCUUCAAGCUGAGGCCUCCCCCAAAGACAGACUGUUUCACCACUCUUCCCCAGGGCAAGAGGACAGAGUUCGCCAAGUUCUACGAGAGAAACGACUUCCCCAUGCAAGUUGAACACGACACCAAGGGCAACAAAAUCGCAUGGAAGGUCGAGAUUGAGAAGAUGGACUUCCACCACUACCUACCCCUGUUCUUCGACGGACUGAAAGAGAGACAGUUCCCCUACAAUUUCUUCGCCAGACAGGGCAUCCAUGACAUGCUGGAACACGGGGGCAACCGGAUAUUGCCAGUGGUGCCACAGCUUAUCAUACCCAUUAAGGAGGCUCUUGAGACGCGUGACCACCAGAUCAUGUGUACGACUCUGAAGAUCUUGCAGCACCUGAUAGUGAGCGGGGAGAUGGUGGGGGAAGCACUGGUACCCUACUACAGACAACUCCUCCCCAUCCUCAGACAGUUCAAACAGCAUAACAAGAACCUAGGGGACAAGAUAGACUACAGUCAGCAGAAGAGGGAAAAUUUGGGAGACCUCAUUGAGGAGACACUGCAGGGAUUCGAACUGCACGGGGGAGAGGACGCUUUCAUCAACAUCAAGUACAUGGUCCCCACCUACGAGAGCUACAUGCUCAACUAACAACACAACUACAACACCCCCCACCCGCAUCCCUCCCUACUCCAGCUACAACGAACUGUCCAAAAACUUAACGUCUAUUCCAUCUUUAUUCCAUCUUUAAAACACUUGUCCGAAUUUCAGUCAAAAUUACUCGCGAAAACCCGAAAGAAUGACCAGCGACCAGUGUUGCCAAAAAACACCAAAGCGGCAUGCUCUCAAUUGUUUUUAUUCUGGUCCAAAUUUCCUAUAGUUAAAAGUUAAAAUCUAGUCAAAUUCUAAUUCGCUUUUAGUGUUAUUUUAUUGAACUCCUGGAAGCGUUACUUUAGUUGAUGAGAUAUUUUUCUAAACAGUGAUGUGAUUAAUUGUUCUCAUUUGCUAUUUGCUCGUACAAUCUGCAAUAGAUUAUUUGGUUGAAA